AUGCGGUACCAUGUCCUCGGUGUUGGCUCAAUAGGCUCUCUCAUCGCCUUCCAUCUCAAGCGAUCAGUCAAGCUCCAACGCCAACUUCUGCAACCAAGACCAUCAUCUUCCAAAUCCAAACGAGAGCUCCUUCUCUCCAACCUCUCCAACAAGCGUCCACCACAAACCCAAGGCACCAUCGUCUCUUCUCUCAGCCUACCACCAUAUGUCCAAACCGAGCUACCAGAUCCACAGCGAACAUCAGUAACACUGCAUUUGCGGAGGAAGGCUUUCGGUAAACAAGCAAAGCAACGAUUCGUCAAUUCGAUCGUGGUCGAGCAAGAUGGCGUCCGAGAUAUUGAAGGUGGAUUUCAGACCGACUUCAACUCCAGCCCCACUGAUGUCAUUGCAUCCAUAGUGCGUCGCAGCCGGUCAAAUCAACCGGAAGAAGAGGAAGAGGGAUCGGAAGAUAGGCUCUUAAUAUCUCGUACAGCCACACCUUCAUCGCCAGAAGCAGCGGCGAUACGGGAUCAAACAAGUUCCAAAACGCCACUACCUGAUCAUGAUGGCGGUAUCUCACUCAUCUCUACUCUCGAAGGCCUCCAUUCACAACCUCGUGCCAGCCCCAUCGAUAGCCUCAUUAUCACCACCAAGUGUGAUGCUACACUCUCCGCGCUCCAAAGUAUUCGAGAUCGCAUCCACCCUUGGUCGACUAUUGUUCUGUUACAGAACGGUAUGGGCGUGCUCGACACGCUCUUUGAUACAUUUUUUAAGGAUCCAGAUCAGAGGCCAAACUUCGUGCUUGCUUCGACAACACAUGGAUGCUGGAGGAAAGGACCGCUGGAUGUAGUGCACGCAAGUACAGGAACGUUACAUUUCGGUAUCGUACCCAGCGGCAGGGCAGGUCAAGAUGUCAUCGAAAAAAACAGAGUUCCAUAUGGCCAAACAAUCGCGCGAGUACGAGGCGUGGUUUUGCCCUCAAGGGGCGAAGCAGCAAAGAAGAAAACCGCACGUGAUUGGGAACGUUUCUCUCCCGACACCGAUUCCAACGCAAUCGAAGAGAUCUCGGACCCGGGCUCACCCUCUAAACUUCUUUCCAUCGCAAGCAUCCCCGAUCAACCCAGCCUCCGCACACUGCGAGUCACAGUCGCAGCCCUUCUCUCACUUCCGCUCAACGUAGAAUGGGAGCCUAUUCGCGAGUUCCAACUCCGCUCGCUCCGCAAACUCGUCAUCAACGCAUGCAUCAACCCUCUCACAGCUCUUGCAGAUUGCAAAAACGGCGACUUAUUCGGUAAUCCAGUUGCAAUGGACGCGAUGUGGUCAGUGUGUCUCGAAGCUGGAAUGGUAUUGGAAGCUCAAGUUCGGGAAUACCUUGCUUCUGGUGCCACUGCUUCUCCACGACAGAGAGUUUCAGCAAGUCUGUCCGCAGAAGAUCUCAUUCUGAGGUCAGACGAAACGGGCGAACCAAUAUUGCACCCGAGUUUGACACCGCAAGCAUUGUUCCAGGAAGUGCAGAGGGUGGCGAGGAUGACAGCGGCCAAUUGGAGUUCGAUGCAUAGCGAUUUGAAGAACAGGAGAAGAAGCACAGAGAUCGACCAUAUCAAUGGAUACAUCUCGGCAUUGGGAAGAGGGUACAACAUCGACACGACGGCAAACGACUUGUUGACGAAUUUGGUCAAGUUGAAGACCACGAGAGUGACUGGCACUGGGAGGCUUAGAAGGGAACAAUAA
Molecule: messenger RNA, 1710 nt
Organism: Ustilago hordei
Lineage: Eukaryota; Fungi; Basidiomycota; Ustilaginomycetes; Ustilaginales; Ustilaginaceae
Exons: 1
Coding region: 1-1710 (569 amino acids)
Cellular component (GO): cytoplasm; mitochondrion
Molecular function (GO): 2-dehydropantoate 2-reductase activity; NADP binding
Source: RefSeq, a predicted model, not a curated record